Molecule: messenger RNA, 795 nt
Organism: Angiostrongylus costaricensis
Lineage: Eukaryota; Metazoa; Nematoda; Chromadorea; Rhabditida; Metastrongylidae
Source: the annotation of a GenBank genome assembly
GUGCAAGCACGUCCAGUCCUCGAUGCACUUAAUCAGUUAGGGUCGACACCAUGGAAGAUCAAUGAACCAAUGUUGGAUGUUCUCUGCCAGGUGUUUGAAAUGUCUUCCGAUGUUUCCAAGGCAGAGCUUCUUAGCACACUUGCAGUACCGCUUCGAUCAGAUACUACAAUGAUGACGUUAACAAUUUACAUGUGGAGUUUUGGAAAGUGUGCUCGGUGGAAACGGAGAAAGUCAGCUAUCGCCUCAACAUCAAGUUAUAUUGAGGACACAAAAUUGGAACAGAAGUACGAAAGACCCGCUUGGGACAAAGAUUUUCCAAAAAUCCUCCCACCACCGGUACGUGUCCCUGAGAAAGAAAAUAAGGAAGUGGAUGUCGAACUCGAUAUGAAGCUCGAUGGCGCUUUUAAGUGUGACAAUAAGAACCUACUCACAGAAAACGGAAAGAAGGCAAACGAUGCCGAUGUAAGGCGAUCCGAAAUUCUAGACCCUGAAGUAUUCGAAAAUAUAACGCAGGGUAGUCGUAUGUCACAGAAAUCGAAGAGAGGUUUGAGAGAGAAAUCCAUGCAGCAGUACAAGGAGCGUUCAGCACGUAAAAACACCAGAAAGGAAAGUAAAUCCAUGAAAGCGAACCCAGUCAAGAAAGAAGUGCAGACGAGUGGCUCGGAUAAAGGAAAAGAAUCAAGCAGUGGAAUAGACGAUGAGAUAGCACGAGGAAACAAAAAUGUUCGAAAUUCAAGUGAAUUCGAUAGUAGACAGAAAAGUGAGGCCAAGAAAUGCGGAAACUCACAAAAAUAA